GCAGAAGCCUGGGAGCUGCGGGUGGAGAGGUUUGGGAGGCGCGAGAGAUGUCCACCCUGGGCUGGUGGCGCCGCCGGGCGCCAGGCGCCAUGUGGGUGCGCUAGGCGGCUGUUCGCGCCCGAGGCUGCGCUGCACUGAGGUGAGCUUUGCCUUCUUGAUCUUCCAUCCUUCUUGGAGACGACUGGCGAGAGGAAGAGGGACUAGGUCCAAACGCUAGGUGGCUGGGUCCAGCCGGAGACUCGCACCAAGGAGGAGAUCAUCGAGCUCUUGGUCCUUGAGCAGUACCUGACCAUCAUCCCUGAAAAGCUCAAGCCUUGGGUGCGAGCAAAAACGCCAGAGAACUGUGAGAAACUCGUCACUCCGCUGGAGAAUUACAAGGAGAUGUACCAACCGGAAGACGACAACAGCAGUGACGUGACCAGCGACGACGACAUGGCCCAGAACAGAGGAGAGUCCUCACCACCUCACUCAGUCCAUUCUUUCAGUGGUGACCGGGACUGGGACCGGAGGGGCAGAAGCAGAGACAUGGAGCCACGAGACCGCUGGUCCUAUACCAGGAACCCAAGAAGCAGGCUGCCUCAGCGGGAUCUUUCCCUUCCUGUGAUGGCGAAAACAAGCUUUGAAAUGGAAAGAGAUGAUGACAGGGACUCCAGGGCUUAUGAGUCCCGAUCUCAGGAUGCUGAAUCAUACCAAAAUGUGGUAGACCUCACUGAGGACAGGAAACCUCACAACACAAUCCAGGACAACAUGGAAAACUACAGGAAGCUGCUCUCCCUGGGAGUGCAGCUUGCUGAAGACGAUGGCCACUCCCACAUGACGCAGGGCCACUCAUCAAGAUCCAAGAGAAGUGCCUACCCAAGCACCAGUCGAGGUCUAAAAACUAUGCCUGAAGCCAAAAAAUCAACCCACCGGCGGGGGAUUUGUGAAGAUGAAUCUUCCCACGGAGUGAUAAUGGAAAAAUUCAUCAAGGAUGUGUCGCGCAAUUCCAAAUCGGGAAGAGCAAGGGAGUCAAGCGACCAGUCACAGAGAUUCCCCAGAAUGUCAGAUGCUAACUGGAAGGACGUUUCAUUGCACAAGAGGGAGUCAGUGAUCCAGCAGAGGGUUUAUGAAGGGAAUGCAUUUAGGGGAGGCUUUAGGUUUAAUUCAACCCUUGUUUCCAGAAAGAGAGUUCUGGAAAGAAAGAGGCGCUAUCAUUUUGACACGGAUGGGAAGGGCUCAAUUCAUGAUCAAAAAGGCUGUCCCAGGAAGAAGCCCUUUGAAUGUGGUAGUGAGGUGAGAAAAGCUGUGAGCAUGAGCAACCUGAGCAGCCUCAGCUCCCCGUCCUUUACCGAGUCGCAGCCAAUUGAUUUUGGGGCAAUGCCAUAUGUAUGUGAUGAGUGUGGGAGGUCGUUCAGUGUCAUCUCAGAAUUUGUUGAGCACCAGAUCAUGCAUACUAGAGAGAACCUCUAUGAGUAUGGUGAGUCCUUUAUUCACAGUGUGGCUGUCAGUGAAGUUCAGAAAAGUCAGGUUGGAGGGAAACGUUUUGAAUGUAAGGACUGUGGAGAGACCUUCAAUAAGAGUGCCGCCUUGGCUGAACAUCGGAAAAUUCAUGCUAGAGAAUAUCUUGUGGAAUGUAAGAAUCAGGAGUGUGAGGAGGCCUUCAUGCCUAGCCCAACCUUUAGUGAGCUUCAGAAAAUGUAUGGGAAAGACAAAUUCUAUGAGUGCAGGGUGUGUAAGGAAACCUUCCUUCAUAGUUCUGCCCUGAUUGAGCACCAGAAAGUCCACUUUGGGGAUGACAAAGAUAAUGAACGUGAACGUGAACGUGAGCGCGGGGAAACCUUUAGGCCCAGCCCAACCCUUAAUGAGUUUCAGAAAAUGUAUGGUAAAGAGAAAAUGUACGAAUGUAAGGUGUGUGGGGAGACUUUCCUUCAUAGCUCAUCCCUGAAAGAACAUCAGAAAAUCCAUACUAGAGGGAACCCGUUUGAAAAUAAGGGUAAAAUAUGUGAGGAAACCUUUAUUCCUGGUCAGUCCCUUAAAAGGCGUCAGAAGACUUACAAUAAGGAGAAGCUCUAUGACUUUACAGAUGGCCGGGAUGCCUUCAUGCAAAGCUCAGAGCUCAGUGAGCAUCAGAAAAUUCAUUCUCGAAAGAACCUCUUUGAAGGCAGAGGGUAUGAGAAGUCUGUCAUUCAUAGUGGACCCUUCACUGAAUCUCAGAAGAGUCAUACUAUAACACGACCUCCCGAAAGUGAUGAGGACGAGAAGGCAUUCACCAUUAGCUCAAACCCCUAUGAAAACCAGAAGAUUCCCACUAAGGAAAAUGUCUAUGAGAGGAAAUCAUAUGAGAGGUCUGUUAUUCAUAGCUUAGCCUCUGUGGAAGCUCAGAAAAGUCACAGUGUAGCGGGGCCCAGUAAACCAAAAGUAACAGCAGAGUCUGCCAUUCAGAGCUUCGAUGCUAUCAACCAUCAGAGAGUUCGUGCUGGAGGGAACACCUCUGAAGGAAGGGAAUACAGUAGGUCUGUUAUCCAUAGCUUAGUGACUUCCAAACCUCCAAGAAGUUACAGUGGAAAUGAAUUGGUGGAAUCUAAUGAGAAGGGAGAAUUCUCCAUUUAUGUCUCAGACCUUAAUGAUAAGCGACAGAAGAUUCCUGCCAGAGAGAACCCUUGUGAAGGGAGCAGUAAGAAUCACAACUAUGAAGAGUCUGUCAUACAGAGUGUAUCCCAUGCCAGACCUCAGAAAAGUGUUCCUGGAGAGGGAUCUGGUGAAUUUAAGAAGGAUGGUGAAUUCUCUGUUCCCACCUCAAAUGUCCGUGAAUACCAGAAGGCUCGUGCUAAAAAGAAAUACAUUGAGCAUAGGAGCAAUGAGACCUCUGUAAUUCACUCUCUACCUUUUGGUGAACAAACAUUUCGCCCUCGAGGGAUGCUCUAUGAAUGUCAGGAGUGUGGGGAGUGCUUUGCGCAUAUCUCUGACCUCACUGAGCACCAGAAGAUUCAUGAUAGAGAGAAGCCCUCUGGAAGCAGAAACUACGAAUGGUCUGUCAUUCGCAGCCUGGCCCCUACUGACCCUCAAACAAGUUAUGCCCAAGAGCAGUAUGCUAAAGAGCAAGCGUGGAACAAAUUUAAGGAAUUCAGACAAUUUUUUGCUACCAGCAAAGACCCGAACACACACCAGAAAAUCUAUGACCAAGAGAAGUCUCAUGGCGAGGAGUCUCAAGGUGAGAAGACCCGUGGGGAGGAGACCCACGGCGAGGAGACAAUGGAAGACCCUGUCAUUCAAGGCUCAGACAUGGAAGACCCGCAGAAGGAUGACCCAUUCAUAGAUGACACAAUCUAUGAAUGUGAGGACUGUGGCCUGGGCUUUGUGGAUCUCACAGACCUCACAGACCAUCAGAAAGUCCACAGCAGGAAGUGCCUGGUUGACAGUCGGGAGUACACACAUUCUGUAAUUCACACCCAUUCCAUCAGCGAGUAUCAGAGAGAUUACACUGGAGAGCAGCUGUAUGAAUGUCCAAAGUGUGGGGAAUCUUUUAUUCAUAGCUCAUUCCUUUUCGAGCAUCAGAGAAUCCAUGAACAAGACCAGUUGUAUUCCAUGAAGGGGUGUGAUGAUGGUUUUAUUGCCCUCUUGCCCAUGAAGCCACGGAGGAAUCGUGCCGCAGAGAGGAAUCCUGCUCUUGCUGGGUCGGCCAUUCGAUGCCUUUUGUGUGGACAAGGCUUCAUUCAUAGCUCUGCCCUUAAUGAGCAUAUGAGACUUCACAGGGAAGAUGAUUUACUGGAGCAGAGCCAGAUGGCUGAGGAAGCUAUCAUUCCAGGCUUAGCCCUCACUGAGUUUCAGAGAAGUCAGACCGAAGAGAGACUCUUUGAAUGUGCAGUCUGUGGAGAAUCUUUCGUCAACCCAGCAGAACUUGCAGAUCAUGUAACUGUUCAUAAGAAUGAGCCUUAUGAGUAUGGGUCCUCCUAUACUCACACCUCAUUUCUUACUGAGCCCCUCAAAGGAGCUAUACCAUUCUAUGAAUGCAAGGAUUGUGGUAAGUCCUUUAUUCAUAGCACAGUCCUCACUAAACAUAAGGAGCUUCAUCUGGAGGAAGAAGAUGAUGAUGAUGAUGAAGCAGCAGCUGCAGCAGCAGCAGCCCAGGAAGCUGAAGCCAAUGUCCAUGUUCCACAAGUAGUUCUGAGGAUUCAGGGGUCAAAUGUAGAGGCUGCUGAGCCAGAAGUGGAGGCUGCCGAGCCAGAAGUGGAGGCUGCUGAGCCAGAGGUGGAGGCGGCUGAGCCAAAUGGAGAGGCUGAAGGCCCAGAUGGAGAGGCUGCAGAGCCCAAUGGAGAGGCUGAACAGCCGAAUGGAGAGGCCGAGCAGCCAAAUGGGGAUGCCGAUGAGCCAGAUGGUGCAGGGAUUGAAGACCCAGAAGAAAGAGCUGAAGAACCAGAGGGAAAUGCUGAAGAGCCAGAGGGAGAUGCCGACGAGCCUGACGGUGUGGGAAUUGAAGACCCAGAAGAAGCUGAAGAUCAAGAGAUUCAGGUGGAAGAACCAUACUAUGAUUGCCAUGAAUGCACAGAAACCUUCACUUCCAGCACAGCAUUCGGCGAGCACCUGAAAACUCAUGCCAGCAUGAUCAUAUUUGAGCCUGCAAAUGCCUUUGGGGAGUGCUCAGGCUACAUCGAACGUGCCAGCACCAGCACAGGUGGUGCCAAUCAAGCUGAUGAGAAGUACUUCAAAUGUGACAUCUGUGGGCAGCUCUUCAGUGACCGCCUGUCCCUGGCCAGACACCAGAAUACCCACACUGGCUGAGGGCAUGGGGUAAAGGUUAGAAAACCUUCACCUAGGACUUGACCCUUACCAAACCACAAAGAAUUCAAACCAAUCCAUGAUAAUGUCAGUAGGAGACUUAACCUUAGUGUGUUACACACCUGACUUAACAUCUCCAAACUCAUAUUGAAAAGAGAACGAAUGUGGAGAUUCCAGUCUUAAGCUUUCCCCGUCAGAUGUCAGUGUCUGCUUGUGGGAAAGCCACAGCACACAUCUUACCUUUCCAAGUCAUCAGAUUGAGAAAACCCUAUGAGUAUUCCAUACUACAAAGGUUGCCCAGACCAACUGUGAAUGAUACUUGUGUAAUGAUAUAUAUAGUGUUUCCCGAGGUGUAUAUAAAAUAGCAAAUUAUGGCAGAACAGUGAUCACAUAUAUUUGGAUUUAAUAUGAUAUACAGUUACAGUUUACAGAGGUACCUUACCUGGUACUCUGAAUUUUUUUUUUUUUUUUUUUUUUUUGGAGGAGGAAGAGAGCAACAAAUUUGAAUAUACUUGUAAGUGUCUUAGAUCCCAAGAAAGAUUUAUUGUGCAUUAUUUGAACCCUGUCAGUAUCUUUUUUGAGUAAUUGUUUUCUUUCUUACCCUUGAACAGUGUUGUGAAGGUGUGGGCAUGAUAGAUAACAUGUCUUUUACUCUUUGCUGUUUGAAAAGAGAAGUACUUUAGCUUCUUUCUGCAGCCAUUUCAUCUGCACCAACACUUUGGAACCUAAUACUGUAUAAGGCUUUACAAUAUAUACGGAUUGACUUUUUGUGACCCAAAUUGAUUAGUUCCCACAUUGUUAUGUUUGUUGAAGUGGUUGUCAUGCAAAAAUAUUACAAGUUUGUUUUUUGGAUUUUUUUUUUUUUUAAACCAACUCAGUAUGUGUUUGAUGAUAGUGAAUUGAUAAAACCCGAAACUUUUCCCUGUAAAUCUUACAUCUUUGCCUUUAAAGAAUGGGUUACAACCAUCACUAGAUCACAGUAGUGCCUAAUGAAGGUUGAGAACCGUAGGAGAGGCUCUCAUUCUGUAAAUAAUGAUGCAGGCUAAUGACCUUUCAUCACUUCCUUUGUGCGCUUCCUGCCUUAAGUGACAAGUAGCAACAUGGCUUGGGUCCCCUGUGCAGCACCAGCCUAUGCUGCCACAAGUCAGUUUGCACCCUAGGUGCCCAGGAGCUAGUAUCCUUAGAUCUUUCUAUCGCUAACUUAAUUCUCUUCGUUAUUUAUCUGACCCUCUAACUCCAUGUCUAACUUGCAUUAAAAA
Piliocolobus tephrosceles (Ugandan red Colobus) is the source of this 6014-nucleotide messenger RNA. RefSeq names its product paternally-expressed gene 3 protein. Gene Ontology annotation, molecular function: RNA polymerase II cis-regulatory region sequence-specific DNA binding; DNA-binding transcription factor activity, RNA polymerase II-specific. The transcript has 9 exons. Lineage: Eukaryota; Metazoa; Chordata; Mammalia; Primates; Cercopithecidae. The coding region runs from base 382 to 4758 and encodes 1458 amino acids. Gene Ontology annotation, biological process: regulation of transcription by RNA polymerase II. Gene Ontology annotation, cellular component: nucleus. The record is from RefSeq and is a predicted model, not a curated record.